AUGAUCGACGAAACUUUGCCUUCUGAAAAACAACUCAAAAAGUUCUUCCAAAACGAUGUUUUGUGCUGGGAAAAAGCAAAUCAGAAAACAUGGGCGCCAAAGAUAAAGAAGAGAAACAAACUCAAAAAGAGAACGCAAGGUGCAGAAGUAGAUAUAACGAAUCAAGCUCAGAACGAUACUCAGACGGUACAAACUGUGGACGAGCUUAUUCAAAUAGCAAAAGAGACAUAUGGCAACUACCAGAGGCAAAGAGGAGCUGCAAAGGUCUUUUUCAACAUUGCUUCAUAUUUUGAGAGGCACUCCCAGGUCAUCGAUGUUUUCAUUCAACAGGAGCCGAAAUUUACAGCACUUGUCUGGGGUUCGAUACGCUACCUUCUACAAGUGGUCGUAGAUUGCAAAGAGGCGUCAGAAGUAACGGCGAACGGCAUAUUUCUCAUUGCACAACAUGCGGAGAGGUGGUCAAGAAUGGCGAAAAGUUUCGGGGAUAGACAAGGAGUAGAAGAGGCCACGGUAGACUUAUACUACCAUGUUCUCGACUUCUUGCACUCUGCCAUUGAGCGCUUUCAACGAGAUAGGCUGGCUAGACUUCAAGCGUCGUUCUUCAAUAGCGCCAGACGAGAGUUCGAGGCAAAAGUCGCUAAGUUGCGAGACGCAGCAGAAAGGUUAGACAAGGAAGUAGAUUGGGAAGAUAAAGAAGAAAACAAACAAAUAAGGGCAGAGAUGUUAAGAAUUCUACAGACAUCCGAAACAUCUAUAGAAAAACCCAAAAUGAUUACCGAGGCAAUGUUGGCGUAUGAUGUGGAAAAAGGAGCUCGGGAGAUGAGAAUGGACACCAGCCAAAUUUACAACUGCAUCAGUGCACUGGCUAGUCCAGUUGCCAACCGCCCGAAAGGCCUUGAUGUUGCAGCAUCGGAUGCUCCGCCCAAGUGGCUCACUACGCACCCAACGUACCAGAAAUGGCGAGCAGAUAGAUUCCCGAGCCCACUUUGGAUAGUGGGUAAGCCAGGCGCGGGCAAAUCAGUACUCGCCCAUCAAACUUCCAGUUCCUUGUCUCAAUCAGGGCACACCGUCUUCACGCACGCCUUCCAGUGCAACGUGUCCUCACAGAAGCGGGGCAGGGCCAGCCUUCCAAUUUCAAUCCUUGCCCAGCUUCUUCCUUCAACAUAUCCAGUUCAAGACUUUCAAACACAAGUUCUUACAAAGCUUGUUCCUUCAUAUAAUCAGUAUAAGCCACGAUUUGAAGAAUGUCCCUUUGAGCAGCUAUGGCCUCACUGUGCCACCCUUUUAGAGAAGGAGGGAGAUUUUGUAUUGCUCAUCGAUGCUAUCGAUGAAUGUAAUUUCAGCAACCAUGCGCAAGCAGGUGAGCUCCUGGAGUGUUUUCAACAGGUCCUGGACCGCACAAGCGGAAAGAUUAUUAUCUUUUCUCGCCCUAACGAUAUGUUUGGCUUCGGAACCUCGUCGGAACCCCACAUGAAUGAGAUCAGAAUCACCGAAGAAGAUACCAUACCUGAGAUUAUGGCAUUCUGUGCUUCAGCACAAAGGAAUUUGAAAUUCACAGAUGAUAUGAAGCGUCAGGUGACCUUCCGACUCAACCGCGAUGCCAACAACUUUUUGUGGGCUACAAAAUUCCUACAGCAGUUGGCAGCUACUCGCAAGACGGCGACAUUCAAUGCAAUUGUCGAAGACUGGCCCAAUGAUAUCUGGGGCGUUUACACCAAAGUUUGGCUGGAUAGGCUAAGCAGCCUUGAUGACGAGAAUAAGUCAAUUUGUCAGGAGAUAUUUCUAAUGUUGCUUGGAGCUCGAAGGGGAUUUAAGAUGGAUGAAUUGGAUGACGCCCUUGGUUUAAUUCCAGACUCGGGCAUUGCCCAGUUUAUUACUUCAACGCAUUGCCAACCUUUGAUUCAGGUUGCUGAUGGCAGUGUGAGUCUCAGUCAUGCUUCUGUCCGAGAUUUCCUGCUUAGUGGAGCACUCGGUGACAUCAGAUUCUCCAAAUCAGGCCCCGACGCGACUUUGGCUCGGAAGUGUCUUGAGUUUCUCAUUAGAGAGAUAUAUGGAAGUCAGGACCGCAUCGGUCAACGUCUGAGGAAGAAUAUUGGAGCUGGUGUUUCCGAUCCUAGUGACGACAAGAGCUUUUACGAAUAUGCUGCUCGCUACUGGUACAUUCAUCUCACAGCCCUCUCGGCUCCGGACCAAAGUUUACUGGAACUCGCCAACAAAUUUCUACAUCUACUCAACUUCGCCUACUGGGCUGAAUACUCGGUCACGGAUAGUGGUGACUUUCAAGCCAUCCGGUCAACAGAGAUUACUUUGACGGUUUGGUCAAAGAGUUUGACUCACCGUGACAGAUCUCUGAUACACCUGGAUGACUACUUUGAGUUCCCUUACCGAAAUCUUGCUACAGUCUUCAAAGAAAAUGAAGAAGACAAGGAAUUACAAUGGCUAGCUUUGAUGCAUCUUGGGUUCUACUACUACGAUAAGGGAAGGAUGACUGAAAUGGCAGAAGUUCGUAGGAAGGUCGCUGCUGGGCUCAAGGAUCUCCUUGGACCACGUCACCCUCUAGCGCUUCGAGCGUCUGCAGAUGCAACAUACACAUUUCUUUUCAACAACAAGCUCCGGGAAGCCCAGAGACUCUAUGCCGAAAUAGCCAACGUCCAGCGUGAAGUUGGAGGUCCAGAUGAUGCCAGUUCCUACUUUACACUUGUUUUCAAGGCUCAGGCUGAAUAUCUCAUGCUUGACUCGCCGAAAGCACUGAAAACACUUACUGAUUCUUUGGAGGGUUUCUUUCGUAUCCUAGGUCCGGGGAGCAAUGGCUAUCUGAUAGCUCAAUUAUGGUAUGCUGUUGCUAAUGCAUCAGCUGGUCAUAUUGAACAAGGCAUCAAACUACUCGAGUCUGUGCGUGACAAGCGAAAGGAACAGUAUGGGCCGAAGGACUCUUUUGGAGUAACUACACAGAUCUUCCUGGGAGAUUUAUACCGAAAAUUGGGCUCCGAUGAGGGGGCUCUGCAGAAUAUUCAGCCUGCACUUGGCUUUCGACGUAGCUUCUGGCAACUCUCUCACUUUUUGACGCUCGAUACAGCUCUUGUGUUGGCAAUUACAUACAGAGAUUUUGGUCAACAGGAUGAAUCAGCUGAAAUCAUCGAAGAGCUUGAAACCAACGGGGGACUGGACAGAGAGCAAAAUAUAAUACGAGCCUGCCAAGUCAAGCAUAUGAGGGCUCUGUGGUUGUUCGAGGAUGGACAACUCGACAAGUCUAUUGGGAUACUGGAGUUAUUACUCAUCGAGAUUGACGAGAAGCACAAUAACAGGGCCCUGCAGUGGAUUCGGCUCGACCUUGCAUAUAUGCUCAGAUACAGAGGAAGAGAUGGCGAUGAGAAUAACGCAAGCUCACUCUUUGAUGGUAUUGUUACAGAUGAUGCAGAUGAUCCUGAUGAUGAGCCUGAUCCACCAAGAUGGCUGGACAUUGCGGAGCGGGCGCUUAAAUUGCUACGGAAAGGGAAUACUGACGGAGCAAAUGAUCUUCUCGGGAGGGAGAAACUGCGUUGGGCUCGUGAGGAGACUUUGUGGAUGUGGUUAGGGAUGCCGGCGGCUGAUACAGGAUGCAUGAGGCUGCCAAAAGGCUUGGGUGAUGACAAUAUGUGA
Messenger RNA from Fusarium mangiferae, 3639 nucleotides. RefSeq lists its product as uncharacterized. NCBI's taxonomy places the organism in Eukaryota, Fungi, Ascomycota, Sordariomycetes, Hypocreales, Nectriaceae. The transcript is spliced from 9 exons. Gene Ontology annotation, molecular function: protein binding. The record is from RefSeq and is a predicted model, not a curated record. Bases 1 to 3639 code for a protein of 1212 amino acids.